This is a messenger RNA of Sceloporus undulatus (fence lizard), 2157 nucleotides long. RefSeq names its product kelch like family member 20 (gene KLHL20). The coding region runs from base 177 to 2006 and encodes 609 amino acids. Lineage: Eukaryota; Metazoa; Chordata; Lepidosauria; Squamata; Phrynosomatidae. The record is from RefSeq and is a predicted model, not a curated record. Gene Ontology annotation, molecular function: protein binding. The transcript is spliced from 12 exons.
GUACUUUUUAGGCAUCUGGAUGGUCAGUCGUCAGGAUUUUUGCCAGACCUGCUGUACUAAAUGGGUAAAAUGAGUUGAAGGAAUCGAUUCAUGGUUGUUCAAGUCUUGUGACUUACCUCAGUUUCAUUCCACAGAAAAGCACAGAAGCGUAGACUGAAGUCUUCUCUUAGUGGUGCAUGGACGGAAAGCCAAUGCGCAGGUGUACCAGUAAUCGAUCAGGUGAAACCGGUAUGGAUGUAACAAGUCGUUGCACUCUUGGAGAUCCCAACAAACUGCCUGAAGGAGUGCCGCAGCCUGCCCGCAUGCCUUACAUCUCAGAUAAGCACCCUCGGCAGACGCUAGAAGUCAUCAACCUAUUGCGGAAGCACCGUGAGCUGUGUGAUGUAGUGCUGGUUGUGGGGGCCAAGAAGAUCUAUGCCCACCGGGUGAUCCUAUCAGCUUGCAGCCCCUAUUUCCGAGCAAUGUUCACAGGGGAGCUGGCAGAGAGCCGACAGACUGAAGUGGUGAUAAGAGACAUUGAUGAAAGGGCCAUGGAGUUGCUAAUUGACUUUGCAUACACUUCACAAAUUACAGUAGAAGAGGGCAAUGUUCAGACUCUACUGCCAGCUGCCUGCCUCCUCCAGCUAGCUGAAAUCCAGGAGGCCUGCUGUGAGUUUCUAAAAAGGCAAUUGGAUCCUUCCAAUUGUCUUGGCAUUCGAGCAUUUGCUGAUACACACUCUUGCCGGGAACUUCUGAGAAUUGCUGACAAGUUUACCCAACAUAACUUUCAAGAGGUGAUGGAGAGUGAGGAAUUCAUGCUGCUUCCAGCCAAUCAGCUCAUUGACAUAAUAUCCAGUGAUGAACUGAAUGUCCGGAGUGAAGAGCAGGUGUUCAAUGCUGUGAUGGCUUGGGUUAAAUACAGCAUACAAGAGAGACGACCUCAGCUCCCCCAGGUGCUGCAACAUGUCCGCUUGCCACUGCUCAGUCCAAAGUUCCUGGUAGGCACAGUUGGUUCUGAUCCACUCAUUAAAAGUGAUGAAGAAUGUCGGGACUUAGUGGAUGAAGCUAAAAAUUAUCUGCUAUUGCCACAAGAGCGACCAUUGAUGCAGGGGCCAAGAACUCGGCCACGCAAACCCAUCCGCUGUGGAGAAGUACUCUUUGCAGUGGGUGGUUGGUGCAGUGGGGAUGCCAUUUCCAGUGUUGAGCGUUAUGACCCUCAAACAAAUGAGUGGCGGAUGGUGGCUUCCAUGAGCAAAAGGCGGUGUGGUGUUGGAGUCAGUGUAUUGGAUGACCUUCUUUAUGCAGUGGGAGGACAUGACGGCUCUUCUUAUCUUAACAGUGUAGAAAGAUAUGACCCAAAGACCAACCAGUGGAGCAGUGACGUGGCACCCACCAGCACCUGCAGGACCAGUGUUGGAGUGGCAGUCCUUGGGGGCUACCUGUAUGCAGUGGGUGGCCAGGAUGGUGUCUCCUGUCUCAAUAUUGUUGAAAGGUAUGAUCCAAAAGAGAACAAGUGGACUCGAGUGGCUUCCAUGAGUACCAGGCGUCUUGGAGUGGCAGUGGCUGUGUUGGGAGGCUUCCUUUAUGCUGUGGGAGGUUCGGAUGGGACAUCACCUCUGAACACAGUGGAACGUUACAAUCCUCAGGAGAACCGUUGGCAUACAAUUGCACCCAUGGGCACCCGACGUAAGCAUUUAGGUUGUGCGGUAUAUCAAGACAUGAUCUAUGCAGUAGGAGGACGGGAUGAUACUACUGAACUCAGCAGUGCCGAACGAUACAACCCCAGAACCAACCAGUGGUCUCCUGUCGUAGCCAUGACUUCACGCCGUAGUGGGGUUGGCCUUGCAGUUGUGAAUGGACAGCUAAUGGCUGUGGGAGGUUUUGAUGGCACGACUUAUUUGAAGACCAUUGAAGUGUUUGAUCCGGAUGCCAAUACAUGGAGGUUGUAUGGAGGCAUGAACUAUCGUCGACUUGGAGGUGGUGUGGGAGUUAUCAAAAUGACACAUUGCGAAUCCCAUAUAUGGUAAAAGCCAAUGGGAGGCAUCCACCAUUCAUUAAAAUUGGUCAGCUUGGUGACUUCUGAGCUCUUAUGGACUCUAGUAACAUGAGAUCACACUACAUUCUUUGCUGGUGCCUCUUCCUCUGGGACUAUAAUGGAAAUUGCAAGCAUAUUUCUCC